CUGCCCGCCAACGCUUGGGGUUUUGUCAGUUUGAUUGGAGACGCUGCUUGAGGGAUGGGAGUCUGGUUCAAUUCUCGAUAAUCAAUUUCCACCGUCCAACAUGGCCUCGGCCCUCGCCGCGCAGCUGUCGCAAAUUGCGGCCAAGUCGACCAACCAGUUGAACCUCAAGGCACAGAGAUUAGCGCACUCGCAAUCCCUCAUCUUCGACUGGAAGAUCGCCACAUCCCAGGAUUACGAUACCGUCUACCAAAUAUGCUUCGAGGGCUUCCAGGAGCUAUGCCAACUCGACCCCCGAUUCGCGUCGUUCGAGCGCACGAUCUUCAAUGAACAGAGCAAGUCGGAGGACCGCACGGAGAUGAGUGCGGUGCAGAACAAGGAGCUGGAUACCGUUCUGGAGGCUUUUCUGGCUCUCGUUGGAGGGCACCUACUGCUGAGUCCGGCCGUCAAGGCCGUUGACUGGCUGAUCAGACGCUUCCGGGUGCACGAAUACAACACCGAGUUCACGAUUCUCACAUUCCUGCCUUACUACAACACUCCUCUUUUUCUAAAUCUGAUGUCGAUACUGCCCGAAGACCUAACCGCGACAUUCAAAAUCCUUAACCCAUACAAGAAGGGCAAGAUCAACCCCCCUCGCCAUCCUCUCGUGCACAGUGCUACGACCAACAAGCACUUCCUCACUGCCGUUAACAACUACACCCUGAAAGUUAGUAAGCAGCGGGCACACCACCAUGCGCUCUUGUCGUUCUGGGCGGGUCUCUUCACAGAGGCCGUGGCUGGGAUGCUGGACUCGUCACGUUCGGGCCGACGGGAGGCUGAGAAGGAGAAGCACGAGGAUAUCAUCAUGAAGGCUCUCCCGAUUCUCAACGAUGGAUUGGCGAUGAAGGAUGUCUCCGAGCUGGUUGUUGGCUGCUACAUGGUCUGCGUGGUCCUUGCACAGAAGGCGUCUCUCCAGGACACGCUACUCGAUGGUUUGAUGGAGGCCGUUGCCGGGUCGUGGACGGCAGAGACGGUGGAAUCCGGAUUGAUUUGCCUGUCUGUCCUGGCACAGAAGAAGCCCGAUAUGAGAAUCCCGAAGCGGGCUUUCAAGGCGGUUCUUCGGUUGGAAGACCCCGUGUCGCAGCUGUCGACUAUUGCCGCGCAAUAUCCGACAUCUCACCUCGUUCUCGGCCUGGUGGCUGGAUGCGUGAGCGACAUUUCGAAGCAGAAAGACCUGGCACGCUUGGAAUUGUUGUCUUCUCUAUUCGAGGCUAAGCUCCUGGGUGAGCCCGAGACAGCCCAGGCCAUGGCCAUCACCCUCCAUGCGACCAGCCAUACGGAGGGUGUCCUCUCCUUAGAUGCUCAGACGCACCUUGCGGAACUCGUCCAGCAGUUCACCCAGUCCGAGUCGCUUCGUCCUAUCUUCCAGAAAACGAUCGAAGAAUCGUCCAUCGAUGUCACCGCUUUGGAACACAACCUGCAGACUGUGAUCGAAUCCGUGCCCACGACGCAGGCUAUCGAGGAUGUUGAUAUGGGAGAUGCAGAGAAGGAAGUGGCAGUGGCAGAUAACUUUGCCACUUCCCUGGAGGCACUGGGAGGGAAGAAAUUGGAUACGUCGGCUCUCAGUGCGCAAUCUAUUCCCGCUUUUGAAGCCCUUGUCCAGGUUUUCGCCCUUGCCGUUGGCUCCCAGGAGAAUCUGGAGUCCCUGGUUAAUUUGCCAAUCCUCGGAAAAGCGGAUGCCGUGAAGUUGCCGCAGUACCUGUCCUUCUUUACCCGGAUUUUCACGGGCUCAUACCCCAUCGGCACUAGGGUAACUGCGCUGAACAUGAUCUCGACGUUCCUGAGUUCCGCCUCGGCCGACCUCGAUUUCCAGGCAUUGCUUCCUUUCAUGCUGGUAGGCCUUGCAGACUCUUCGGAGAGGAUUCGACGUGAGGCAGCAGGCGUCCUUGCCGCUAUUGGCGCUCUGUAUAAGAAGAGCAAGAAGGCCGACGCUACGAUUUGGGCUCGCGACACGAUCUACGGAAUGCAGUCCAAGAAUGUCCAGUGGCUGGAUGGCCGCGAUGCGCAGAAGAUCGUCGAGCGCGCUCUGCUUCCUGGCCUGGAGGAGUAUGUCCUCGACCAAGCUUAUAUCGGCCGCGUCGUCGAAGGAGCACUGCGGGGAACUGCUUCUGACUUCGAGUUGAAGAAGCCGCUUCGAUUGAGCCUUUUCACCUUCCUCUGCUCUCACGCCGUCCAGAUGCCCCUCUAUGCCCCUAAACUGAACCUGCUUAAGCUCCUCAACCGCAUUGAUAAGGCUGGCGGCAGCACUCGCACCAAGGAACUCGAGCCAUUCUUGAAGACUUGGCGCGAUAUGAAUGAGCAGAAGGCCAAGGAGGUCUGCGAGCAAGAGCGUGUGUCUGUUGCGGAGGUGGACGAGCAGGCAGCUCUGACUGUUACUCCUAAGGACAAGAACGCUAUCAUCGUGCUGUUGUCCAAUGUGAGCCCGUACUCGGAGUCUCUCCGGCCAUCUUUUGCUGCAGCCGUCUUCAACCGUAUGAAGGCUAUUUGGGCUAAAGUUGAAGAGAACCGCCAGGUCGACGCUUCAGAGAAGCUGUUCGAGAUUUCUCUCGGCGAGGUGGAGUCGCCCCUUGUGAGCGGUUGCAGGGAGGUUCUCCGCAGCGUUGAGCUUACUGGAACGGUUCUUUCCCAAUUCCUUCGCAAAAUCCCUGUCUCGAUUACCGACAUGGAGGCCACCGGACCGGCACCGAAGAGACGGCGCACCAGUCAGAACAACAUGGUCGCCAUGACCAUCAAGGAUGAAGCCAAGCUCAGCAAGCUCAUGGAGAAGAUGACUUUUAUUCUGGAGCUGGUGGAUAGCUCGAACCCAGAGGCCCACCCCCAGUUGGCGGACGGUCUGUUCCUGACGCUGGCUGCCCUUCACCAUUUCAAGACCCAGAUUCAGUCUGGAAUGAGCUACCUUCUCAGCUUGACACUCGGCAGUCUCCUGGCCAUCGUGAACCGUUGCAAGGCAACUGCCAAGCCACAAUUCGACACCUCCGUUAUCCGGGCCGACUUGGUCGUGGACUGUGUCCGUACCACUGACAGCCCUCAGGUGCAGAAUGCGGCCCUUCUUCUGGUGGCUGGAUUGUCUGUCAUCGCUCCGGAGUUGGUCCUCCACAGCGUGAUGCCCAUUUUCACGUUCAUGGGUUCCAGUGUCCUGCGGAAGGACGAUGAGUACUCUGUUUCUGUCAUCGACCAGACGAUCGACCAAGUGGUCCCGGCGCUUAUCCAGUCCCUGCGUAACCAGAAGCGCGAUGUCGUUUCUGGAACUUCGGAGCUGUUGCUCAGCUUCACGGCUGCCUUUGAGCACAUUCCUUCCCACCGCCGUCUGCGCCUGUUCCAUGCCCUGGUCAACAAGCUCGGAACACAGGAGUUCCUGUUCGCUGUUCUGUCCAUGCUCGCUAAUCGGUAUGCCAUGGACAAGGACGUCCUUAUUCUGAUGACCGGAUUGGUUUCUGACGCCAGUUCUCCGGUUGAACUUGUGACAUACGUCAAGUUCCUGGACUUGGUCAUCGACUCACUCAAGACCAGGCCCGGCAUUUCGCAGGUUCUUCUCGGCAUCGGAAGCGAUGAGGGCCGCGAGCCUCAGAAGGUGGCUGUUGACUUGCUCCGGGCACUGGCCUAUCUGUUCAAGCACUCGUCGCUCAAGGCCAAGAUGGCCAAGGACUUUGCCGAGGAUGACGAAGAAGUUGUUGGGAACAUCCGCGCGUACUUCUCUCGGAUCUUGGAGCAGGUUCUCGCAAUUGGCGAGUCCAUGCACAACGUCAAGCCCGUCAGCCAGGCCAGCGGUGAUGUUCUCAGCGCACUGUUCAGUACUCUGUCACUUGUGGACUUCCUCGACACCAUCGAGGUUCUGCUGCAGCGACGCAACAACGACCUCCGGCGCAAGGUUCUCCGCCUGCUGGAAGGCCGCCUGCGUCAGAACCCCGAGGGUGACGGUGUCUCGCAACACCGCAUGCUUGACUUCCUGCCUACGCUGGUCAACAUUGUCCAGUCUUCGCCAGACAUUCUGCUCAAGCACGCCGCGGUCGCGUGCAUUGAUCGCAUAGCUGAGAAGUAUGGUCGGAAGGACCCGUCCAAGGUUAUCCACGCUGCCCAGGUGGUCGCUAGUGAAGCCUGCAUCGGCCAGAAGGACGAACGUAUCCGCAUCAUGGGUGUGUUGGCCCUUGCUUCCAUGGCUGAGGUGCUCGGCGAGGCCAUGAUCCCGGCGCUGCCUGAUGCGCUCAGCCGUUCGUUGGCGUUGCUAGAGCAGAGUCUGGAAGAGGGCAAGGAGAACGCUCGGAUGCACGAUGCUGUGUUCUCGUUCUUCUCCGCUCUUUUCGUCCACAUCCCCUUCAUGGUUGCCGGGUCUCAUCUGGACAAGAUUCUCCUUCUCUCCUACAAGUCUACUGUCUCUGAGGGUGUCGAGGAUGACAGCCGCGAGGAAGCGCUCCGCCUCAUGGCUCGCAAGGUCGACAUGGCCGAAACAUUCGCUGCCAUCGACCGUAACUGGCAGCAUGCGGUGGCCUCCGGCCCUGACGCCACGAGGGAAACACUGGGGGUCAUCAGCCUCGCGAUCGAGAAGCACCCCAAGUCCGCUACCGUCGCCAACCUGCCCGUCCUUUCCAGCGUUCUGUUCAAGGCGUUCGACCUGCGCCGCGAACAGGUGUCACUGGGCGAGAACGCCACAUUCGACUCGUCUGACGUGGAGGAGAUCGAGGAUAUUAUCAACGAGGUAACGAUCAAGAUGAUCUACAAGCUGAACGACACGACAUUCCGGCCCAUCUUCAUCAAGCUCUUUGACUGGGCCACCUCCACGACCCAGAAGAAGGACGUGCGCGGCAGCGUGGCCCGUCUUACCACAUUCUACCGGUUCCUGCAGGUCUUCUUCGGCACCCUCCAGUCCAUCGUCACCGGCUACGCCAGCUACAUCAUCGAGAACGUGGUCAAGGUCCUCAGCAAAGCCAGCCCGGCGAACCAAGACACUAAGAGUCUAUGGUUGGCGACGAUGCGCAUGCUCCGGAAUGCCUUCGAGCACGACCAAGACGAAUUCUGGCAAUCCCCUUCCCACCUCACCGUGAUCGCCCAACCCCUGAUCUCGCAACUUGCGCAUGCCAAGAACUCCACCACGGCGACGCUCGUCGUCGCGGAGGCCGUCCCCGCGCUAACGGAGCUCGCCGUCGCAGCGGACUCCACAGACAACCACAAGGAACUCAACACCGUGCUGAUGCGGCUGCUGCGGCCGUCCGCCGGGCCGACCGGCCAGCCCGCCGGCGGCGAGAACCCGCACACGCGCGUCGCGGCGCUCAAGGCCCAGCAGUCGCUCACGGAGCAGCUGGGCGAGGAGUGGCUGGCCUUGUUGCCCGAGAUGCUGCCGUACAUUAGCGAGUUGAUGGAGGAUGAGGAUGAGAAUGUGGAGCGCGAGGUGCGCAAGUGGGUGAAGCAGAUUGAGGAUGUUUUGGGGGAGAGGCUGGAUGAUAUGUUGACUUAGAGGGGGUGAAAUGGGUGUGAGUUGGUGAGUGAGGAUAGAGUGAGCAUUUUGAUGCCGGGCGUGGCGUAUUUGGGUGCUUGCUUGCUUGCUUGUAUAUAUACAUAUUAUUAUUAAAAGUUACAGGAUCGUCGCGUGUGGUUGUGAUUGUGAUUGAGGUUGUGAUUGUGAUUGUGGUUGUGGUUGUGGUUGUGAUUGUGGUUGUGAUUGUGAUUGUGAUCAUAUACCUGUUCCGUUAGACAAAUGAAGCAUUUUC
Molecule: messenger RNA, 5738 nt
Organism: Aspergillus heteromorphus CBS 117.55
Lineage: Eukaryota; Fungi; Ascomycota; Eurotiomycetes; Eurotiales; Aspergillaceae
Gene: utp10
Product: snoRNA-binding rRNA-processing protein UTP10
Exons: 4
Coding region: 101-5485 (1794 amino acids)
Biological process (GO): positive regulation of transcription by RNA polymerase I; maturation of SSU-rRNA from tricistronic rRNA transcript (SSU-rRNA, 5.8S rRNA, LSU-rRNA)
Cellular component (GO): 90S preribosome; t-UTP complex; small-subunit processome
Molecular function (GO): snoRNA binding
Source: RefSeq, a predicted model, not a curated record